Dama dama (fallow deer) is the source of this 3041-nucleotide messenger RNA. RefSeq names its product regulator of G protein signaling 17 (gene RGS17). Lineage: Eukaryota; Metazoa; Chordata; Mammalia; Artiodactyla; Cervidae. Bases 166 to 798 code for a protein of 210 amino acids. The record is from RefSeq and is a predicted model, not a curated record. The transcript is spliced from 5 exons.
CCGCCUGGCUCGCUCUCUCCUCGCCCGCCGGGUGCUGAAGUUGGGCGGAUGGCAGCAAACCGGCUCCGCUAGAGGACCGAGCCGCUCAGCCCCGCGCCCCCGGACCCAUCGCUUCGCUGCCCACACCUCCAGGCGACUGGCCAACUGGGCGCUGCAGUAGCGGCAAUGCGAAAAAGGCAGCAGUCGCAGAAUGAAGAAACACCUGCUGUGUCUCAGGCACCUGGAAACCAGAGGCCCAACAACACGUGCUGCUUUUGCUGGUGCUGUUGCUGCAGCUGCUCCUGCCUCACUGUUAGGAAUGAAGAAAGAGGGGAAAAUGCAGGAAGACCCACGCACACCACAAAGAUGGAGAGUAUCCAGGUCCUAGAGGAAUGCCAAAACCCCACUUCAGAUGAAGUCUUGUCCUGGUCUCAAAAUUUUGACAAGAUGAUGAAGGCCCCGGCAGGAAGAAACCUCUUCAGGGAGUUCCUGCGAACGGAAUACAGUGAAGAGAACCUACUUUUCUGGCUUGCCUGUGAAGACUUAAAGAAAGAGCAGAACAAAAAAGUAAUUGAAGAGAAGGCCAGGAUGAUAUACGACGAUUACAUUUCUAUACUCUCACCAAAAGAGGUCAGUCUCGAUUCUCGAGUUAGAGAGGUGAUCAAUAGAAAUCUGUUGGAUCCUAAUCCUCACAUGUAUGAAGAUGCCCAACUCCAGAUAUAUACCUUAAUGCACAGAGAUUCUUUCCCCAGGUUUUUGAACUCUCAAAUUUAUAAGUCAUUUGUUGAAAGUACUGCCAGCUCUACUUCUGAAUCUUAAUUUUUAUUAAAGAAAAUCAUUUUGGAGGGCUGCGAUGAAAAAUAAAAGUAAUUAUGUAACACCUGAAGCUGAGUUCCUGGAGAACUACAGUUUAGCAUUCCUCAGGCUACCGUGAAAAUACAACCAUAUGGUCUUUGUCUCCAUUUUUAUCAAGGUUUAUCCGUGGUUACUUUGGAGAAAAUACCACAUGAAACAAUGAAUUGCCAAAUUAAGUUUAUUUUGUUGAACACGCAUUCUACUUGCAAGCAAACUGUACUUGUAGUCCUAUGAACAGUCUCCUAGUGUACCCAGAGACUGCAUGUGCCAAGUAAACCCGCUUCAUUUGCCACAUAGUUGUCGCAACACUUAAAUCCAAAUGGCAUAACUUAUAUCUGUAUUUAAGGACUUUUGUGCAAUAUGGUCUUAUAGAAAUAAUUGCCCAAAAGUUGGUUGUGGUUUGCAUUUUUAAAUAUAAUCUAAGACAGAAAAAGCCAAUUUUAAAAUUGUAACUCUGAUAGUCAACAUGCUAUAUACUGUGUUCAGUACACUAAUUUUGAAGCCAAUAUUUCUGUUCAUGAAAAAAAGAGCUAUUUAUCUCUGUUUGUUGGAAAAUCCUCAUGGGGAAUUCCUCUGGUUGUUCACUGCCAAAACUGUGGCAUUUUCAUUACAGAAGAGUUUGCUAUGUAAAAAAUAAUAUAUAUAUAUAAAUAUAUGAGGAAAAAAGAAAAAGCACAAAACAAUUUGAAGAUAUUCUAUCUCAAGGACAAAUCAAAGAGUGAUAUUGUUUUUAGUUGUAAUAGAAGAAAAUGAAUCUAUGUAUAUAUCAGAUGUCCAAUACUGUAAUCAAUUUAUUAAAGACUGGCUCUCCAGUUCUAAAAUGGUUGCAUAAAGUAUGUACUUUAACAAGAAAAAAAAAAGCUUGAUAACUUAGUUUUGGAAUAUAAAGAAAAGAUUUAAUAAAGGAAUGCCUAUAUGUAGCAUCUUAAAACUUUGGAUGAAUAGCAUCUGGACUGUGGCAUAUUUUCGUUGAAAGUGAAAUCCAGUAAAAGCUAACGUUUUUAAUGAAGAAAAGUUUUAUAGGGGUUCUUUAGAAGAUAAUUCUCUACUUCAGACCUUAACUGUUUUCACAUAGUAUCUUAAAAAUAACUUAUUUAAAAUACGUUAAAACCAAACUAUUACUUCUCAUCCCUAAUUGAAAGGCAGAACAGUGCUCAAAUGUUUUAGCUGCCAUAUUAUUUUUUUAUAAGUACCACUAAAUCUUUUAAGACAAAAAAUACUUGCCUGACCUUGGCAUGUACUUUUGACAUUCAAGGAAACAGUAUCCUAUCAUGCACACACAAACAACAGUGUCAUAUUUAUAUCAAAGUGUUAGAUUUGAAUAUUAAUAUCCCCUGGAGGCUAUUUUUUUAAUCUUAAACUUAAUAAGUAUAAUAUUGAGUAACCUAAAAUGAAAGUUUUAAAAAUAUUUAUAUCCACUAAGAAUACUGGCCUUAUAUUAAGGAUGAUAUUAAAAUUAUAAGUUUCCUUUGUCAUUUUUUAACUACCUCUCAUUUUUUUAAUUUAUUAAACUUUUUUUAAGAAAAACAACUUUGGGGUUUUCUUUUUAAAAUUUACUUUACUUGAAAGGUUGGCAUCGUAAUUUUCUUUUUCCAUAAAGUUAAACAUUUCAAGAAUUUUUUUAUGUGAAUUUGAUUUUCUAAUUUGUAUAGCAUUCAGGAGACAUGAUUAAAAGGGCUAUAAUCUAUUCCCUAUGCAAAUAUUUUAACUGUUGCAGUGUUUGACAAAAUGGGAUUAAAAAAAAAAAACGUUUGCAGAGUAGAAAACAAAGCAUUCUGUUUACACUGGCGUUGCUGACUAUCCUACCAUAUUCAGCACUUUUAAAUACAUUCUUUAUGAAAAUGUAGUUAAAAUAUAAGAUAGAAAAUAUUUAUAAUAAACAUUUCUUUUAACAAAUGCCUGUUUUUGUCUGAAAGUGUUAGUGUUAAGACAUGCUUUAUCCAUGUCAAUUAAAUAUUUACUGUUUGAAUAAUAGUUUUCAGUAACAUAGUGGAAAAAGAGAGCUGUGAAGAUGUUUACAAAAAGUCGUAGUUUUUUCUUAACGAGUGAAGAAAGACCUAAAAGAAUCAUCACUUCUACCGUGAAGUUUAUUGUUCCUAAGUUAUUUUUUUUCUUGAUUAGAAUUGAGUUUGUUAUGCUACAAUGAUGUAUACACAUGUAUGUUGUGAUAUCAUAUUUGUUUGUGUGUUUGAGGCACAAUAUAUGGU